AUGGGAGUUCCAUUUGAGCUGCCUUCCUACAUCCAAUAUGCAGAGCCGACCAUUUCGAGACCGUUUGGUGUCUAUCUGUGGCCUAUCUUCGACCACUUCUUCACCAAGGUUGCCGGAUAUUCCGCAGAGGACUUCAGAUUCGUCAAGAAUGUCACGUUUAUGUCGAACUGGAUUCACGCCAUCUCUGUCAUCGUUGUUUACUACGCCGUGAUUUUUGGUGGGCAGUUCAUAAUGAACAAGCUUAAUAUCAGGCCCAUCAGACUCAACUGGCUGUUCCAGAUCCACAACGUUCUGUUGACAGUCAUUUCUUUUAUUCUGCUGGUCGUUCUUUUGGAACAGUUAAUCCCGAUGAUUUAUUUUAACGGACUUUUCUGGUCUAUCUGUGCUGAAGGCGCUUUCACCCACAAGCUCGUGACCUUGUACUACCUCAACUACCUUACCAAAUAUUUGGAGCUCAUCGAUACCGUCUUCUUGGUGCUCAGAAGAAAGCCGUUGAGAUUCCUUCACACCUACCACCACGGAGCCACAGCCCUGCUCUGCUACACUCAGCUGGUCGGGCACACCUCCGUCGAAUGGGUUCCAAUCUCUUUGAACCUGGCAGUGCAUGUCCUGAUGUACUGGUACUACUUCCUCGCGGCCCGUGGAAUCAAAGUCUGGUGGAAAGAGUGGGUUACCAGAUUCCAAAUCAUUCAGUUCUUGGUCGACUUGGUUUUUGUCUACUUUGCUACCUACUCUUUCUACGCAUACCACUUCUUUGGCGGUAUCCUCCCGUCCAUGGGUGACUGCUAUGGCACCCAGACUGCUGCUGCAUGCGGAUAUCUCCUGUUGACCUCUUACUUAUUCCUCUUUAUCAGUUUCUAUGUCCAGGCCUACAGAUCUGGCAACAAGAAAGCACAGGCUGCCAAGGCUCAGAAGGCUGCCCAAGCCGAAUCCGUCAAGCAAAAAUCCAGAAAGGCAUAA
Messenger RNA from Ogataea haglerorum, 960 nucleotides. RefSeq lists its product as uncharacterized. Gene Ontology annotation, molecular function: fatty acid elongase activity. Lineage: Eukaryota; Fungi; Ascomycota; Pichiomycetes; Pichiales; Pichiaceae. The record is from RefSeq and is a predicted model, not a curated record. The transcript has a single exon. Gene Ontology annotation, cellular component: endoplasmic reticulum membrane. Gene Ontology annotation, biological process: sphingolipid biosynthetic process; very long-chain fatty acid biosynthetic process; fatty acid elongation, saturated fatty acid. The coding region runs from base 1 to 960 and encodes 319 amino acids.